Molecule: messenger RNA, 2317 nt
Organism: Clunio marinus
Lineage: Eukaryota; Metazoa; Arthropoda; Insecta; Diptera; Chironomidae
Source: the annotation of a GenBank genome assembly
UUUUAAGGUUGCGAAGAGAAAGAAAAUAUUUUUCAAAACAAUCUUGAUAAUAGAAUGAAGAAAAGAAAGGACAGCUUAAAACCCACUGGAAAAGCGGCAAUAAGUUCAAGUUUCAGAAAAAAGUAAGCAUUAAGUUUGUUCUUCUUUGUUUUCUGUAUUUGUUUACAUUUUUAUUUAUUUUUUCCAUUUUUAGAAGUUUGACUACAACUGGACCCGUCCGGCCACCAAUAUUUCCAUCAGCUGAUGUGGCAUUUAAAGCACUCUUAUCAGCAAGGAUUUGUGCAUCGAUUUGGUGUCAUAUUACCGACUGUGAUGAAACUUUUAAUUAUUGGGAGCCGCUUCACUAUUUGUUGUAUAACAAAGGCCUCCAAACUUGGGAAUAUUCGCCGGAUUUUGCAUUGCGAUCUUACACUUAUCUGAUGAUACAUGGAGCGCCUGCAUAUAUCUACAAGCAAAUAUUUGAUCCCAAUCCAAUGUUGAUAUUCUACUUUAUUCGACUUUUACUCGGACUUGGAUGCGCACUUGCAGAAGUUUAUUUUUACAAAGGCGUUUGUCGUGAAUUUGGAGUUCAUAUCGGACGAUCUUGGCUGGUAUUUCAACUAUUCAGUGCUGGGAUGUUCAUUUCAUCAGCCGCUCUCUUACCCAGCUCGUUCUCAAUGUACUUCACUAUGUCAGCAUUGGCAGCAUGGUGGCAUCAAAAAUACAAGCUCGCCAUUUUCUUCACAGCCAUUUCAGUGUUACUUGGAUGGCCUUUCAUUGGAUUAAUCUCAAUUCCAAUUAUUUAUGAUAUUCUGGUAAAUCAAAAGCAAAUUCGAAUCUUCAUCUUCUGGUCAAUCAUUUCUGGUGUGACAAUUCUCCUGCCGAUGAUCAUUUUGGAUUCAUCGUACUUUGGAAAGCUGGUGAUGGCGCCAGUCAACAUUGUUCUGUAUAACGUGUUUAAGAAAGACGGCGGUCCAACCUUGUAUGGCACUGAACCCUUCACCUUCUACAUUUUUAAUGGAUUUCUCAACUUCAACAUAAUUUGGCUGAUGUCGUUAAUGACUCCACUUUUCAUUAUCAUCGGAUAUGUUGCCGUGCCAUCAAGAACAAAACAAACAACAUUGACACUUCCUUACUACUUAAGUCUUGCACCAUUUUAUCUUUGGUUAGCUGUGAUGAUGAUUCAACCUCACAAAGAAGAAAGAUUUUUAUUUCCUGUUUAUCCACUCAUCAGUCUCUGCGGUGCCAUCACACUCGACAUUUGCCAAAAGAUUUUCUUCAGAAUUAAAAGCGCAAUUGUGAAGAUAAAUUCAGCGACGCACUAUUUGAAUCACACGACUUUCAUUACUGUGUUUGUUGUCAUUGUGUCGGUGCUUUUGAAUGUUUCGAGAAUUCUAGCGAUUUAUCGAAAUUAUCAUGCACCGAUGGAUACAUUUAUGGAGCUGAGUACAUCGAGAGACAUCCUUGAAGAUCCAAAUUCAAAGGAACCGAUAAACAUCUGUAUUGGCAAGGAAUGGUAUCGUUUCCCGUCAAGUUUCUUUCUACCUUCAACUCGCUACUCUAUCAGGUUCUUGAAGUCGGAAUUCCGUGGAAUUCUUCCAGCUUAUUACAGCAAUCACGAGAAUGCAACACAAAUGACUCAUCAUUACUUCAAUGACAUGAACAGAGAAAAUUCUUUCAUGUACUUCAAGAACAUUGAAAAGUGCGAUUUCUUAGUUGAUCUUGAUCUCAACACAAAGACUCAUCCGCCCUUGGAGCCAAAUUAUUCAGCCGACACUGAACAUUGGACAAUCUUAAAGGAACUUCCCUUUCUCAACGCUCAAAUGUCACAUCCAAUUUAUCGCGCAUUUUACAUACCUUUUGUUUCCUUCAAAUACAUCAAACACGGAAGUUACAAUCUGUUGCAGAAAUUUGUUCCCGAAGCAAGUGAUGAGUCAGUGAAUUGAAAUGAAUGAAAUUAAAUUAGAAUAGAAUCGUAGCUGGUGUUCAUUUUUUUACAUUUUGGUAGCUUUAAUUAAUACGAAUUUUGAAAAAUUAGUCAUUGAUUGUGAUGAUUGUCUGAUGUGUUGUGCUCAUCACAUGUUGAGUGGUAGUAGGUGAGUAGAACUUUUCAACGGCUAAAUAAAGUUAGUCACAGGAAAUUUCAAACCCAUAAAAAACCAAAUAAAUAAAUCGAGUGAAUAUUUUUAAUGUUUUGUGUUUAAAAUACUUCUGAAGCAAACACUUUAAGACAUUGUUUAAUUUUCUCAAUGUCCAUCCGGCUAUGAAACCACCGGCCUAGAAAUAAAUUCUUUAAACCGCGUCAAAUAUGCUAAUUAGGUUCCCAAGCCAACAUUUA